UGUCAUCUUGCUGUCAUAAUUUUUUGCGAAAUUGUGAUUUUAUUUAUUGUGAAUUUCAAAGAGUUAUGUAUGGUGAAUUUGUUGAAUCGAUCGCAUUACACGUGGUACCUACUCAAUAAAUAUUCAAAAUAAAAAAUUUAAUUUUGUUCGGUAACAUUUUAUGAGUUGCAAAAAGUAAAAAUACAUCUUUAAAUAAUUAGUGCUUUGUGGAAUGUUUGGGUAUAAUUUGCGAUGUUCUAUUUAAUUUAAACGGAAAAAUUAAAUUCAGAAUGAGAUGGACAGUGCAUAUUGAAGGUGGUCCUAGACGUGUUAACCAUGCGGCUGUAUGCAUUGAAGGCAAGAUAUACUCGUUUGGUGGGUACUGCUCAUCAGAGGAGUAUAAAGAUUGGGAUCCAAUUCCAAUUCAUGUGCUGGACACAACAACACUGAGGUGGAAGCCUGUGAGAUAUACGAAACGCGAUAUAGUGGUACCUUUGCCCUAUCAAAGAUAUGGCCACUCUGCUGUUGCAUAUGGACACAAGGUAUACAUGUGGGGUGGCAGAAACAAUGUGGUAGCAUGUGACAAACUGUCUUGUUUUGAUACAGAGAAGUUAAAAUGGAGCACACCUCCAGUGACUGGUAUGGUGCCUUAUGCAAAAGACGGACAUUCUGCUUGCAUUAUCAAGAACAAGAUGUACAUUUUCGGGGGAUUUGAAUAUAUCUUUGACCAAUAUACCCAAGAUGUCCACUGCUUAGAUUUGGAUACAAUGCAAUGGACCUAUAUUAACACACACGGCACUCCACCAUGCCAUCGAGACUUUCACACAGCUGUUGCAUAUAAUGACAGAAUGUACAUAUAUGGAGGAAGAGGAGAUGUAAAUGGUCCAUAUAAUUCUGAUGAUGAAAUAUACUGCCCACAUGUUUAUUAUCUUGAUACUAUCACUGAAACAUGGGUUAAUGUUAAAGCUAAUGGUACAUGGCCAGAACCCAGAAGAAGUCAUUCUGCUUGGUUAUACAAUGACUACAUGUACAUUUUUGGUGGAUUAAAUGCCAAAACAAAAACCCACUUUAAUGAUGUGUUCAGAUAUUCAAUAAAGGGGAAUUAUUGGGAGCAACUGAAUGUCCAAGGAGUUGGACCUUGUCCGAGGAGGCGUCAACAAUGUUUGAAUUAUAAGGAUAAAGUUUACCUAUUUGGAGGAACAAGCCCUUGCAACCACCACAAUUACAUCGGAAUCAGGCAAUUUGAUGACUCUGACGAUAAUCCGGAGAGAUUAAUUGACAAUAGUGAUUUGCAUGUCCUAGACUAUUCACCUACACUGAAGACAUUGGCUAUACUUGCAGUACUAGAAUACAACUUGGACCAUUCUUCACUACCAGACGAUAUUAUAUUUGACAUAAGGGUUAUGACGUUACCGAAUUACAUCAGCAGGACUAUCAAUCAGUCUGGAUGACUUUUGUUAAAGUUGCCAGUCAGCUACAUGAACAUCUUUAUAAGCACUUGAGCACUCAACAAUCAUAGAGCUAUGCUUGGAUUGUUCUAUUUAAAAUAUUAUGGUUGAUCAUGGACAAUUGAUUUUUAUACUAAAAUCCCACGAGAACUGUCUUUCCAGGACAGAGUAGCCUAUGCCCAUCUAAAUUACGCAAUCGACGUCUCAUCAAAAUCGGUUAAGUGGAUAGACGUAAAAAGAGAACAGACUUUAUAAGUAUGGAUUGAUAUAAAGGAUACUUAUAAAAUCUGUACACCAAUCUAUUUAUUUUAAUUUUGUAAUAGUUAAUUAAAAACCACA
Messenger RNA from Maniola jurtina (meadow brown), 1766 nucleotides. RefSeq names its product kelch domain-containing protein 3. The record is from RefSeq and is a predicted model, not a curated record. Gene Ontology annotation, cellular component: cytoplasm. The coding region runs from base 270 to 1430 and encodes 386 amino acids. Gene Ontology annotation, molecular function: protein binding; chromatin binding. The transcript is spliced from 6 exons. NCBI's taxonomy places the organism in Eukaryota, Metazoa, Arthropoda, Insecta, Lepidoptera, Nymphalidae.